AUGGCCCAGCCAGUUGCCGACUCAGGCGAGGAUUAUGACUACGAAUCCCUGCCCCCCAACUUUUCCUUGUUGCAAAAUAUGGCAGCCGGGGCCUUUGCCGGCAUUGCGGAACAUACUGUCAUGUAUCCCAUCGAUGCGAUCAAGACAAGGAUGCAAGUUCUCAAUCCGAAUUCUACGACAGCUUAUAGGGGCGUUCUUCGCAGUACCUAUCAGAUAGCAUCAAGAGAAGGUUUCUUCAGCUUGUGGCGCGGAAUGUCUAGUGUCAUAGUAGGAGCGGGACCGGCGCAUGCCGUAUAUUUUGCCACAUACGAAGCUGUCAAGCAUGCUAUGGGCGGAAACAAGGCCGGAGUGCAUCAUCCCUUUGCCGCCGCCACAAGUGGUGCUGCUGCCACCAUUGCCAGCGACGCUUUUAUGAAUCCUUUUGACGUCAUCAAACAACGAAUGCAAAUUCAAGACUCGAGCAAGAUGUAUCGAUCGAUGGUUGACUGCGCGAAAUAUGUCUACCGAAACGAAGGCAUAGGCGCGUUCUACAUAUCAUACCCUACCACCUUGUCCAUGACGGUGCCGUUCACUGCGUUACAAUUCCUUGCAUACGAAUCUAUUUCAACCGCCAUGAACCCAGAGAAGGAGUAUGACCCCGUAACGCAUUGCCUGGCGGGAGCCAUCGCAGGAGGACUCGCUGCCGGCCUUACCACUCCCAUGGACGUGAUCAAGACGAUUUUGCAGACCCGGGGUACGUCGACGGACCCGCAAGUACGGAACGUUAACGGCUUCCUGGGAGGAUGCCAGCUACUCUACCAGAGGGAAGGCUUUCGAGGAUUUUUCAAGGGCGUACGGCCACGAGUAGUCACCACUAUGCCUAGCACAGCCAUCUGCUGGUCUGCAUAUGAGUUCUCAAAGGCAUAUUUCAUUAAGCGAAACGACUCUUCGUGA
This is a messenger RNA of Ustilaginoidea virens, 933 nucleotides long. RefSeq lists its product as uncharacterized. The record is from RefSeq and is a predicted model, not a curated record. Gene Ontology annotation, molecular function: ferrous iron transmembrane transporter activity. Lineage: Eukaryota; Fungi; Ascomycota; Sordariomycetes; Hypocreales; Clavicipitaceae. The coding region runs from base 1 to 933 and encodes 310 amino acids. Gene Ontology annotation, cellular component: mitochondrial membrane. The transcript is spliced from 8 exons. Gene Ontology annotation, biological process: iron import into the mitochondrion.